Molecule: messenger RNA, 1087 nt
Organism: Syzygium oleosum
Lineage: Eukaryota; Viridiplantae; Streptophyta; Magnoliopsida; Myrtales; Myrtaceae
Product: zinc finger protein GIS3
Exons: 1
Coding region: 175-912 (245 amino acids)
Biological process (GO): gibberellic acid mediated signaling pathway; trichome differentiation; cytokinin-activated signaling pathway
Cellular component (GO): nucleus
Molecular function (GO): DNA-binding transcription factor activity; transcription cis-regulatory region binding
Source: RefSeq, a predicted model, not a curated record
UCUAUCUCUAAAGCUUGUACUGUGUUCUGCGAUAUUAAUAUGAAAACCCUUUUGAAGCUGUAUAAAUACCCUAACACAUGCAACUACUCUCUUACACUCAAACUCUCUAGCUGAUACCAUUACACCCACUGCUUCUCUCUCUGUCUCUGUCUCUCUCUUUCUCUCAACUCAGACAUGGCGGAAUUGGAUUAUUGCCAGCCCAAAAGUAGCCCCAACGCCGCCGCCACGCGCUUAAAGCUCUUCGGCUUCCACGUCGCCGAUGAGGAGGACUCGGCCGUCAGCGACCCCAUUACCAUCAGCGCUAACGGCGGCGGCGGCGGCGGCGGCCGCAAGGCCACGCCGUCGGGGUCGCCGGACGGCGGCGUCCCGGCGGCCGGCGGGGAGCGGAAGUACGAGUGCCAGUACUGCUGCAGGGAAUUCGCCAACUCGCAGGCCCUGGGGGGCCACCAGAACGCGCACAAGAAGGAGCGGCAGCAGCUCAAACGCGCCCAGCUGCACGCCAGCCGGAACGCCGCCGUGUCGUCGCUCGUCCGGAACCCCAUCAUCUCGGCCUUCGCGCCGCCGCCGCACCUGCUGGCCGCCGUGGGGCCGGUGGUGGUGACGGCGGGGGCGCCCACCUCCCCAUCCUGGGUUUACGUCCCGCGUGCCGCCCCGCCCUUCCAAGUGUCGCACGGCUGCGUGUUCGCGAGCGGCCAGGGCGCGGGCGGGAGAUCGGCGGGCGGUCUGGUGCCGUACGGCGUAGGCGUAGGGGACCCGUCGGGGCAGCAGGUCCAGAAUCAGGUCAAUGGGAGGGCGGUCCUCGACGGGCUUUCAUUGAGCAAGUUUUCAAAAGGAAGUGGUGGGGGUGGGCCUGGUUUUGAUGACGCUUUGGGGCUUGACCUGCAUCUGAGCCUGGCUCCGGCCGCACCGUGACCGGAGGACACGGGUCCGCUCGGCUAGCUGCUCGGGAUAAAUUAGGGUUGAAUCGUGUUGGGAUAAUCUAGAAGUGCUGAUUCAAGUUCAGGUUCGGGUUCGGUUCGGAUAUAGGCAGAUGGAUCCUUUGUACAUCUCUCUUUAAGGAAUUAAUUCGAUUUAUUAUUUUUUUCUA